AUGGCUUCUCACCCCCAAACUGAGGCGGUCCAGCCAGCGAACGUCGGCUCGGGCCCCCAGCAUCUGCACGCCGCCUGCAACAACUGCAAGGGGCGCAAGAUCCGAUGUUCAGAGGAUCCUCUCAUUGGGUCUGGCCAUGAUGGUGGGAGCAUCACCAACAUCAACACAAAUACAAGUUCGAACAGCCAAGGCUCGCCGGUCAUCAUCACACAAGGACAGCCCCAUACGACGCAGACACGAGCACGAGCUCUCUGUCCCGGUCCACUCGCGGUCAAGCGAUAUCGCGAGCUACACUCGGGCAUGGGCAUCUGUCAGGCAAGCACCGGGGCCUGCCAGUUCUACGGGCCUGCGUCCAACGUUGCAUUCCUACAGUCCUUCUACCAGCGCAUCCAUCAUAAUGCGGACAGCUCCAAUUCUCAAGAGUCGCCGUCUGCGACGCACAUCUGGGGCUUGGACAAGUGGAUAUUCUCGCCUGAGCCGGGCCAGCUCCGCGACGAGGCCCAUGCCCUGCGCGCCUUCUUGCCCAGAGACAUGGGUGACUGCUUCAUCAUUACUUACUUCAAGGUCUGCCACCCGCAGUUCCCCUUCCUGGUGCGCUCGGAGAUCGAGCGGGCGUGGGCUAACCUGUGGGAACCGCCCCAACUGCCCGGGGCGUCCGCACAGGUCUCCAAGGGCAACAGGCUCACCGAAAGGAAUAUUGUGCUGAUGGUGCUUGCCAUCGGGGCCAUCAUGGCCAGCCUGUCGCCCGAAAAGGACGCCAAGGUCAUGGAGAGAUGGGCCUGCCACUUGUCGUCGCAGGUACAGUUGUGCAGUUACUCCUUCGAGGACACCUCGCUCGGCGGCGUGCACCUGCUGCUGCUCAAGUCCAUCUUUGGCAUCCAACUAAUGCGCCCCAAUGAUACACACGUGUACGCCAGCCACGCGGCCAUCAACGCAUUGGCGCUCGGCAUGAACCGCGCCCAGGUGGCCAACGGCCCGCGGCCCGAGAUGCACCGUCUACGCGUCACCUUUUACAGCCUCUACGCCAACGAGCGCCUCGCCACCCUUGUUUUCGGCCGGCCCUCAUGUCUCCGGGACGAGCUUAUCGACGUCGCUCUCCCCGAGGAUCUGCCAGCCUCUGAGCCCGACGAGAACACCAACCUGGCCUACGUGCGUGCCAUGGCGGCUCUGGCAAAGACAGCCGACCGCAUCAGCACAGGCAUUUACUGUGCAAUCGGCGCCGAUGCAGCCACCAUCGACCGCACAGCCCACGAGUGUGACGCAGAGCUGGACGAGGCGAUUCGGUCACUGCCUCCUUUCCUACACUUCUUCGACACAAGCAUGCUGGCGAGCCGGCACUCCUGGCAGGAGAUCCAACGAACGCACCUGGGGCUGACGUACUACCAUUGCCGGAUCCUGAUCUACCGGCCGCUGGCGUGCUUCGCGAGCAUGCACAGCACCAACGCCGAGGCAGCGGCCGAGGCUGCAGAGCUGGGAAUAAGCGACCUGCAAGGCAGCAUCGCACGGGCGAUGGCCGCGUCGGAGGCGCUGAUCGGGCUGGCGCUGGACGCGUUCACAGUACGCGUUCCGGAUAUGCACCAGGACGCAGGCGUGGCGUACACCGUCAUGGGCGCGUGCUUGACUCUUCUCUACCGCGUGCUGGAUGGCCCGGGGCGCACGUCCAGCGCCGACGCCACGACGAUCUUCAACCUCGUCCAGGAUGGCAUCCGUUGCCUUGACCUCAUGGCCCAUCCGGGCCCGCGUUUCGGCAAGAUGACACUCAGUGAGCGCAUCAUGAGCGCGGCCAAGGACGCUUUCCGAUCCGCGCGGGAGGAUGGCGGCGGCGAGGCUCCUAGGUCGCAGCCUUCUGGCGAAGGACUGGGCGGCGACGGUGACGUGGAUAGCGCUGGGCCCGCUCCCGAGCUGGACCUGCAGGGCACGCAGGACAGUCUCGACGCCCUGCUAACGCAGUUCCCCUGGCUAGAGACCGCACCAUCAGCCCAGACACCGGACGAUAUGUCUCCCGCCUUUCCGACCAGGACAGACGGCGUGCCUGCCUCGGCCGAUGCGAUGAGCGCGCAGAACGCCUUCCCCACGCUGUUCAGGACUGCUGCUCCAUUUGGCAGGGCAUUGCCCACCUCGUUGUACGGAUUUGGCUCCCGUCCCUGGCCUGGCGUCAUGGGUGGGGAUCUCGAUAGCGGCCACGAGAACAGUGUGAACGGAAUCUCGUGGGACUUGGUGUGA
Messenger RNA from Diaporthe amygdali, 2223 nucleotides. RefSeq lists its product as uncharacterized. Gene Ontology annotation, molecular function: zinc ion binding; DNA binding. The coding region runs from base 1 to 2223 and encodes 740 amino acids. Gene Ontology annotation, biological process: DNA-templated transcription. The transcript has 3 exons. The record is from RefSeq and is a predicted model, not a curated record. NCBI's taxonomy places the organism in Eukaryota, Fungi, Ascomycota, Sordariomycetes, Diaporthales, Diaporthaceae.